This is a messenger RNA of Acyrthosiphon pisum (pea aphid), 1858 nucleotides long. RefSeq lists its product as uncharacterized. The coding region runs from base 724 to 1077 and encodes 117 amino acids. NCBI's taxonomy places the organism in Eukaryota, Metazoa, Arthropoda, Insecta, Hemiptera, Aphididae. The record is from RefSeq and is a predicted model, not a curated record. The transcript has 2 exons.
GUAUGUUUCAUUAACCUAAUUUUCUAGUGCCAUAAGUCUCUAGCUCUGGUCUUUAAUAUUACUUUUAUGAGUUACACGAAGCUUUAAAAAAUUCUAUACAAACUAUAGUAAGUCUAGGUUUACUCAGAAGUCAGAAUUGUUAAUAAUACACCACAACCUAUAUAAUAACCCAAGAUUUUACUUAUAAAAUAAAGGUUACCAGAGUAACCUGCAUGUGUUGUCUCCACUUCUUACUAAUGCAUAACCUAGCAAUUGUAUGUUCUGAAUAAAUAAUUUAACUCAUGUUUAAUAAGAGAGCGAAAUGACCUAUUAUGUAGGUAAUUUAGAACUAAGAAUAUUAUCCACCGAAGGUCAUAGGUCUUUUUAUUUAUAUUUUAAUUGAUAAAUUUAAAGCUAAAUAAAUCGUACAUUUUAAAAUGCUUAUCUCACUUUAAAAUUUAAAUAUAAAAUAACCUUUGAGGCUCACUAGAUUAUAUUCCUACUUCAACAUUUGAUAAUUCAAUUCAUUCUAGUAUUAAACAUAAAAGAGUUAAAUAAAUUAUUUAACACAAUUUUUUAUGUUCUGCGUUUGUAGGAUGGUUAGACAAUGCAUGGAGAUGUACCGUUCUCUUAAAAUAGCUUUUUAAGUCUAUGGUCUUAUUACUUUUUAGAUUUUUAUGAAUAUAUGUAUUUUAAAUCCAAGUUUUAUUUUAGGAAUUACACUUGGAACAUAAUAAUCUUACAAUGAUUAGUGAGACAAAUUUGAACAAUAUAUUACCCAACUUAAAAUACUUAACAAUGAACAGUAAUUCAUGGAUAUGUGAUUGCAAUGCUAAUAAUACUAUCAAUUUUAUUCACAAAUAUUCAUCUAAGAUUUUUGAUUUAUUCAAUAUCACAUGCGAUCAGUCAUCAACUCUGUUAUACACCCUGACUGAGAAAGAAGUAUGUCAAGAUGAAUUAAAUACUGCCAUGAACAUCACUGUAUUAAUGUUUUUAGCCGUGUUGGGUUCAGCAUUUAGUUUAGGUUUGUUAUGGAUGUUGUAUUAUAGCAGUGGAGUCAUUCGGGGGUUGGCAAUUGGGGCAGUUGCCCCAGUCUAAUAUUUAUAUCAACUUUAAGUCAGCACAUUUACCAACACCAGCCCCUCCCCCCCCCCCCUUAACCAUUACGGAACUAUGCUAUGAGAAUCUGAGUGAAAAAAUGUUGAGUCGGAAGAGUAGUGAAAAGUUGCCCUAGUCUAAUAAAAACUGAAAUGACGCCACUGUUGUAUAGUAACAACAAGAAUACAAGACUAAAAUCAAAAUAUGGCUGUACUCUCAUAACAUAACAUGACCCAUAUCUGAAGAAUCUCUCGACCAGGAUAAAAAAUAUGAUGCAUUUAUUAGUUUCUCUCACAUAGACAUAGAAAUUGUUGAAAAGCAUUUAGUACCAGACUUGGAAGGAGGCAGCUCAUUUAAACUUUGUCUUCACUAUAGAGACUGGGUAGUCGGCGAUUAGAUUUCUAAUCAAAUUGCUCGCUCAGUUGAAAAAUCUUGAAGAACUAUUAUUGUAUUAUCAAAAAAUUAUUUAGAGAGUUUUUAUGGUCGUACAGAGUUUAGUACAGCUUAUUCCAGUGCUCUGAACGAACGCCGCAGUCGUACAAUCAUCAUACUUUAUAAACACAUAUCAGCCAAAGAUUUAGAUUCAGAGUUAGAAAACAUAUCUGUCCAUGAAUACUUAUAUUAAAUGGGGUGAUGGUUAGUUUUGGGAGAAAUUGAAAUAUACUCUUCCGCAUAGACCAGCGACGAAAAACAAAAUUAGACCUAAGAUAAUAGUACCAGAUAAAUUAAAUUCUGUUCAGUUAACAUAACUUUUAUUUUAUAACCGAUAACCUGUUUUAAU